Oppia nitens is the source of this 1100-nucleotide messenger RNA. It is a transcript of the gene Nubp1, whose product is annotated as cytosolic Fe-S cluster assembly factor NUBP1 homolog. Lineage: Eukaryota; Metazoa; Arthropoda; Arachnida; Sarcoptiformes; Oppiidae. Gene Ontology annotation, molecular function: 4 iron, 4 sulfur cluster binding; ATP-dependent FeS chaperone activity; ATP binding. The record is from RefSeq and is a predicted model, not a curated record. Gene Ontology annotation, biological process: iron-sulfur cluster assembly. The transcript has a single exon. The coding region runs from base 87 to 1100 and encodes 337 amino acids. Gene Ontology annotation, cellular component: cytosol.
AAUUGAUUAAUAAAAUCAAUUCAAUUCAUCUCUACUGUUAUAUCAAGCGUUGAGACCUCUAUUUGUUUACACUAUAAUUGCAACACAUGUUUGUUGUAAAGUCUAUGAUAUUUAUUGAUAAUUGUUUACUCAAGAGAUCGGAUCCAGUCAUUGAUACGAUGGAAGUUCCGCCCAAUCACUGUCCGGGCAUUGAGUCGUCAAACGCGGGCAAAGUAGACGCGUGUGAGGGCUGUCCAAACCGAGGUCUAUGCGCUUCGGGAGAGGCGAAGACAGGACCUGAUCCUGUUGUGACCGAAAUCGCCGACCGACUAAAGACUAUCAAACAUAUUGUAUUAGUUAUGUCCGGAAAGGGAGGCGUUGGUAAAAGUACGGUAUCGACACUAUUGGCCAGAUAUCUGGCUAAAGAUAAGACAAUUAAUGUUGGUUUACUCGAUAUUGACAUUUGCGGGCCAUCGAUACCAAAGACAAUGGGAGUCGAAGGCGAAGAAGUCCACCAAUCAAUGUCCGGUUGGUCACCGAUUUAUGUGACGGACAACUUAUCUGUMAUGUCUUGCGGUUUCUUAUUGGGUUCGGCUGACGAUGCGGUCAUAUGGAGGGGACCGAAGAAGAAUACAAUAAUUAAACAGUUUCUCAAUGAUGUAGACUGGGAUCAACUCGAGUAUCUCGUUGUGGACACACCUCCCGGCACUUCAGAUGAACAUUUAUCUGUUGUGUCAUAUCUGAAAAAAUGUUCAAAUCUUAAGGGAGUCAUAAUAGUGACGACACCUCAAGAGGUGGCACUAAUGGAUGUGAGAAAGCAAAUAGAUUUUUGUGAAAGAGUUGGUCUGAAAGUGUUGGGAGUCAUCCAAAAUAUGACCACUUUUUUCUGUCCCAACUGUUCUAAAGAGUCGACUAUUUUUAAGCAUUCAAAGAAUGGAAUGCAAGCGUUGCUCGAAAAGGAAAUUCCAGUUUUGGGAACUUUACCUUUGGAUCCAUUGAUUGGUAAAUCUUGUGAUGAGGCCAUCGAUAUGUUUGAAGAUAAUCAGUCAAAAACUAUUAAAAAUUUUGAAAUAAUUGGAAAUAAAUUAAUAGAAAUAUUAAAUAAGUCUAAUACGGAUUAG